Messenger RNA from Oryza brachyantha (malo sina), 2133 nucleotides. RefSeq names its product cysteine-rich receptor-like protein kinase 10. Lineage: Eukaryota; Viridiplantae; Streptophyta; Magnoliopsida; Poales; Poaceae. Gene Ontology annotation, molecular function: protein kinase activity; ATP binding. Gene Ontology annotation, biological process: protein phosphorylation. The record is from RefSeq and is a predicted model, not a curated record. The transcript is spliced from 7 exons. Bases 286 to 1518 code for a protein of 410 amino acids.
GACGGCCAGGAUGGACGCAUGGUGUCACCGCGCGCGGCAGGUGGAAGGACGCUGGGCCGACCCUCACUCGGCAACUACUUCUCAGCUGCCGCCGUCGCCGUCGUCGUCUUCGAUCGCUCGCCGCCUCUUCUCCUCUCCCACUCCCUCCCUUGUACUCUCCUCCAUUCCCACCUCCUUUGGAGAGCUUCCUCCCCUUCCUCUUUCGUCCCCCAGUUCGCCAGCCAAGAAUCACUGGGAGUGAGCUAGCGAGCGAGAGGAAGCGAUUUGGUGGUGGUAGGCAUCAUCAUGUACCGCCGGCUGAUGGGCGCGCCGGCGGCGGCGGAGGACACCGGGAAAAGCGGGUCGAGCAAGGACGCGAUGAGGAUCAUGGUGUCCGUGCUUGUGGUCGUCAUCUUCUGCACGCUGCUCUACUGCGUCUACUGCUGGCGAUGGCGGAAGCGCAACGCUGUGAGGAGAGCCCAGAUGGAGAGGCUGAGGCCGAUGUCGAGCUCCGACCUGCCGCUCAUGGACCUGGCCUCCAUCCACGCCGCCACCGACAGCUUCUCCAAGGCCAACAAGCUCGGCGAGGGCGGCUUCGGCCCCGUCUACAGGGGCGUGCUCCCCGGCGGCGCGGAGAUCGCGGUGAAGCGGCUGUCGGCGCGGUCGCGGCAGGGCGCGGCGGAGUUCCGGAACGAGGUGGAGCUCAUCGCCAAGCUGCAGCACCGCAACCUGGUCCGCCUCCUCGGCUGGUGCGCCGAGCGCGACGAGAAGCUGCUCGUCUACGAGUUCCUCCCCAACGGCAGCCUCGACGCCUUCCUCUUCAAUGAAGGGAAGAGCGCGGAGCUGGGGUGGAGGACGAGGCACAACAUCAUCGUGGGCAUCGCGCGGGGGCUGCUGUACCUGCACGAGGACUCGCUGCUGAAGGUGGUGCACCGCGACCUCAAGGCCAGCAACGUCCUCCUCGACGACAAGAUGAGCCCCAAGAUCUCCGACUUCGGCAUGGCCAAGAUCUUCGAGGACGAGUGCAACGAGGUCAACACCGGCCGCGUCGUCGGCACCUACGGGUACAUGGCGCCGGAGUUCGCGCUGGACGGCGUCUACUCGGUGAAGUCCGACGUGUUCAGCUUCGGCGUGCUGCUGCUGGAGAUCCUCAGCGGCCAGCGCAACGGCGCGCUCUACCUGGAGGAGCACCAGCAAUCCCUCAUCCAAGACGCAUGGAAGCUGUGGUCGGAGGGGCAGGCGGCGGAGUUCAUGGACCCGGCGCUGGCGCGGGCGUACGCGGCGGAGGAGGCGUGGCGGUGCUACCACGUCGGCCUCCUCUGCGUGCAGGAGGACGCCGACGCGCGCCCCACCAUGUCCAACGUCCUGCUCGCGCUCAUCAGCGACCACACCAACCUGCCGGAGCCGUGCAGGCCGCCCAUGUUCACCAGGCUCCGGAGGGUGCUCCUCGCCGCGCCGCCGCUCACGACCAAGACGGAGUCCACCACGUCACCGAUGUCCGUCAACGACGUCUCCAUUACCGUCAUCGAGCCACGAUGAGGUGCCAUCGAUUCGAUCCAUCGUCAUGGCCGCUUCCCAUCUUCUUGUACAUAUAUUUAGCUCAAUCUUUAGGUAAAUCGGUUCACACCUCAAGAAAUGGUAGGAUUUGUUCUCUGAAUGUUCGAUACGGAUUCUCUCUAUUAUUGUUGGCAUUAAUCGACGUCAAUAGCUGUUUAUGUAGCAGGUACUGCAGAGGAUCCAAAAUAUCAUCGAUUGCCUUAUAACUUCUCAACCGUAGUGUACUACCACUAGUAGAGUGCAGAGUAUGGUGGAGUUAGUGAAGAAAUUCACAAGAAAAAGAGGUAAUUAAGUACCCUUCCAAAUGUGUAAACAAGAGGGUUAGGUAAUGAAAAGGUUUGGUUUGGAUCAGUUCAGUGAAUCAGCGAUUUGUUCAGAUGAACUGUAUCAACAAAUCCAGGUUUUCGGGUUUCUGAACUUGUUUUUUCUCUCCCAAGGAGCAGCUUGCGUGAAGGUCUUUUUGUAUUGUGGACUUCCCUGACACGACUGCAAAAGAUGCAUUGAACUUGUAACGAGCAAGCAGAGUCCUUUUUUAGUACGAUCUGUCAUUGCAGCUAAUAAAAGUCUUGUCAUCGACUCUUGUCGUGUGACCUCUCA